GACGGGAGCGGGGAGGGAACAUGGCGGGGCAUUGUGGGACGCGCGUGAUGGCGGCGCCCCUCGGGCAGCGGGUGGCGGGUCCGGCUCGGUGGGUUUGCAGCGCUGCUGCUGCUGCUGCUGCUGCUCGCCGCCCGUGGAGGCUUUUCGGCGCGAUGUGCUUGCUGAGGCUUCCCCGGAUCACGCAGCCUCUGGAGAAGGAGGAGGAGGAGAUGAUGGCGCUUAUGGGGCAGAUAGAGCUGGAGAAAAGCCACUAUUCGGAUCACGAAAUCCGUAAGCUGGAGGAGGAGGAGCGGCUCAAGAGGAGGAAGGAAAGCCUGUAUGAUGAUGAUGAUGAAGUGACUGGCAGGACGGUUAUCAUGGCUCAAGACCUGGAGGACAAGUGGGAACAGAAAUUUCUGCGGUUCAAACCUGCUCCACGGAUAACAGAUGCUGAUAAAAAGAACAUUCGAACAUCGUUGAACAGGAAGCUGGACAGUAACCUGAUGCUUCUGGUGAAACAGAAAAUUGGUAACCAGGAACUGUGGCUCCUGCCUCAAGCGGAAUGGCAGCCUGGAGAGACUCUGAGAAGCACAGCUGAGCGAGCCAUGGCUACGUUUUUGGGAGAUCACAUUCAAGCCAAAAUCCUGGGGAAUGCACCGUAUGGGAUUUACAAGUAUAAGUUCCCCCGGGCCAUCAGGACUGAGGAUAAUGUUGGAGCCAAAGUCUUCUUCUUCAAAGCCUUCCUGCAGAGCACUGAUUUUACCCAGACAGAGCUGAAGGCAGAUUACCUGUGGGUCACAAAGAACGAGCUGGGAGAUUACCUGAAGCCGGAAUACCUGAAAAAAGUCGAUCGAUUCCUCCUGGACUUGUAAGCGACGGGCUGUGCUCCAGCAGAUGGGGAAGAUGUGGGACAUGGCUCCAGGGAGGAGCACGGCUGCUGCUUUGCAUGGUCUGUGUGUAUGAGAUGUUAACUUGGGCUCUGGAGGAUAAUUUGCCUUUGCCUUAUUUCUCAGUUCUCUUCACUGGCCCUGUACUGAAUAAAUAUUAAAACUUAUACUCGGAAGUGAA
This is a messenger RNA of Chiroxiphia lanceolata (lance-tailed manakin), 1047 nucleotides long. It is a transcript of the gene MRPL46, whose product is annotated as mitochondrial ribosomal protein L46. Bases 21 to 851 code for a protein of 276 amino acids. The record is from RefSeq and is a predicted model, not a curated record. Gene Ontology annotation, cellular component: mitochondrial large ribosomal subunit. Lineage: Eukaryota; Metazoa; Chordata; Aves; Passeriformes; Pipridae. The transcript has 4 exons. Gene Ontology annotation, molecular function: structural constituent of ribosome.